AUCGCUGAGUUCCUGAGGUGACGUCAUUAGUUUGUUGAUUGUUAUUAAUUUGCUAAUAAGGGGAACAUUUUCUAAAUUUAAUAAUCAAACAAUGUGUGUUAAUUAUAAUUUGAGUUAUAAUUAGCAUGUGUUUUUCAAACUGACCUCCUUUUCCUUGUUGCAUUCAGCCUGCAGUCGGUCAGUCAGGGGGAACGUCUAUUAAUACCACCAGUUGGUGUGUUGUAAACUAGAACGAGGACGAGGCUCUGUGCAGAAGACGGUUGGUGUGGCUGUGACAUGGCCUGCAGAGCCGACCCUGAGCUGACACGUCAGAGCUUUAAAUUCACAGUUCUCUCUGAACAGAUAAACCAACUUGAGGAGGACGAAUCUGCUUUACACGAGACAGACUCUGCCCCUGAUGUAAUUCCUGAUGCUUGUCUACAGGUAGAAAGAGAGAUUUUUUAUGUCAACCGUCGACAACUGGCCCGCCAGAGUCCCUACUUCAGGGCUCUGUUUUUUGGCUGUGGCCUCGAGAGCAGCAAAUGGAGAGUUGAGAUCAAAGGUGUGAGUCUGCAGCAUUUCAGGGUUUUAAUGGAAUACAGCAAAACAUCUAAUCUAGCUUUGGGCAGAGAAAAUGUUCUGGGGAUCCUUGAGACAGCAGACUUCUUACAACUGGAGCGAGCCAGGCUGCUGUGCUGCAAGUUCCUGGAGCGGGAGCUGCACCUCAGUAACUGUCUGGGGAUGAUGGCCUACGCCUGGCGGCUGGGCUGCACUCAGCUCUACAACGCAGCACGACACGUGGUACUCACACACUUCUCUGCUAUUGCUGCUGAAGAGGACUUCCUGUCCCUGUCUAAGGAGAGCGUAGCAGACCUUCUUGCCUGUGAUGACCUCGCCAUCCACAAAGACGAUCUGGCCCUGGAGGCCACCCUACGCUGGGUGUCAUUCGACCCAAAACGAGAGGAACAUUUUCUGGAGCUCAUUCAGCUGGUGAGGCCGGAGUCGCUCUCUUUACCGUUCAUCACUGAACUUUUGAUGAAAAUGAAAAGCUGUGACCCCAGAGCCAAGUUCAUCUGCAUGCUGAACGAACAUCUCCCUACAUCCUGGUCAAUGGGCCGGUCACUGACGAGGCCCAGGGCCAGGGAGACCCUCUUUGUUGUGGGUGGACCUCAUGAUCAGGAGCAGCAGCCGCUCUAUCAGUUUCACCCUCUCAGUGGAAGAUGGCAGAGCUGCCCCCCUCUGCAGAGGAAGAACCUCACGCAGUACUCGGUAGCUGCAGUAGGAGACAAUGUGGUUGUGACAGGCGGAUACUUCCGGGACGUGCUGUGGUUCAGUGCGGACUGGGUCAGGAUAUAUGAAUGUGGGAACCAGCGCUGGGUGGACGGGCCGGCCCUGCAGAAGUCCAGGCACAGCCACUGCUCCGUAGGGCUGGACUCGGUGCUGUAUGUCCUGGGGGGCAGCGUGGAUGAAGGGCUGAUGGCCGAUGUAGAGAGGCUGGUCCUGGGCUCAGAGGAGUGGGAGGAGGUCAGCCCCAUGGUGCGGGCUGUGGAGAGGGCGGCCGCUGCGGCUCUGGGCUCGUGCAUCUACGUGGCGUGUGGCCUGGAUGAAAACGGGGAGGUGUACGGAGGAAUCCAGAGGUACACGGUGAAGGAGGAUCAGUGGGACGUCGUCUCAUAUUCUCCAUUUCCACGAUAUGACCUGGUAGCCACAGAGCUCAACGGCGCCCUCUACCUGUUUGGAGGCCAAUCCUUGCGUUUUGACGUGGAGACAGACGAGUGGACGGUGCAGGAGGAGGAAUGUCUGGACAGGAAGUUCUUCUGCGGCUGCACAACAGUCAGCGGGCAGAUGUACCUGCUCAACGAGAGGAAGAGCAACAAAGCAUUCCCCAACAUGGUGCUGAUGGACCCCUACAUAGACACGUGCAUUGAGGUGGACGACGCCAUCCCCUGCCCUGUGCCCCUCAGAGGGUGUGUCACCAUGAGGAUGGUCACGUGACGGGAGUACAUUUACUCAAGUACUGUAUUUAAGUUCACAUUUGAGGUACUUGAGUAUUUUCUUUCUACAUUUCAGUUACUUUACAAAUGAAGACUUCUGCGUAUAAAACACAGACUUAUACUUGCUUAUAAAAUACUUACAACACUU
Messenger RNA from Cottoperca gobio, 2121 nucleotides. RefSeq names its product kelch-like protein 23. Gene Ontology annotation, molecular function: protein binding. Bases 277 to 1974 code for a protein of 565 amino acids. The record is from RefSeq and is a predicted model, not a curated record. The transcript has 3 exons. NCBI's taxonomy places the organism in Eukaryota, Metazoa, Chordata, Actinopteri, Perciformes, Bovichtidae.